Amoebophrya sp. A25 is the source of this 2587-nucleotide messenger RNA. The record is from the annotation of a GenBank genome assembly. NCBI's taxonomy places the organism in Eukaryota, Dinophyceae, Syndiniales, Amoebophryaceae.
AUGGCGGAACCAAAUAAAACAUCUCUAAAGGCACAAUUUGGCCUACCGACUGACCGAUAUCAAAAGCUGUGCAUAUACAACACACAAGGCCACAAUGACAAAGUGCAGAUAACAGAUGUCGUUAUUCAGGUAGUAUCUCCACUUGAGUAGACCAUUCCUCAGCAACAUACGUGAAGCAAAAAAGAGCAGCACCAUUGUAGUUGUUGCCACAAGAGAAAUUAUUAUAGCAAAGAUGAGGAAGAUGACAUCAGUAGUUUUUGUCACUAGUCAGCAAACCCUAAACCCUAAAGAAGAACAAAUAGAAUCUUUUUCCCUCAUUCCACCGAGGUCCGCAGCGUGCCUUUAAAAGAAGAUGAUGUUGUGGACGAAGAUUUUGAGGUGCAGCCUAAAAAGCAGCCAGACGGAAUGUCGAUGCGGAAUAAUCCAGAACAAAUACAAUACUUCCCCUUCCCCAAGCACUUCCGCAGAAAAGUUGCGGAGAUCGAUAUGACGAAAAAUUUAGGGAAUCAUGCCAAAAGAAUAUGAUUGACUUUGAAAUAGGACGAUAUGAGGAAAAAAUUAGGAAAUAUCGCCGGAAGAGAAAAACAUUUACUUGGAAUAGGUGACGAGCUUUCUUCAUGAUAGUGCUUCGUUCCUUUGAAAUAGGACGAGAUGACAGUAGACAUCAUCAAAGUGCUGUGUAUCUUCUCCUAGCAUUUGUCCAUAAGUUUCUUACUUUUGUUGUUAAUUGUUCCGCGAAGAACCUACGUUAUUUUUUUAGGUAAAAGCACCAGCGAGGGAAGUAAUUCUACCCUAUUAAUUGCUCGUCCUGACUCAGCCUCUUAUCUUCCACCUACUUUCAUACUCUUACGAAAUAUCGCUUUUGCGCGUGUUGCCUGACAGUGUGAAGUUUGACCCGGACCGACUAACGACCGAGAGUGCCGGCGAAAAACGGAGGUUUCCCACCAGUGGCGUAGAAGUGGCCUUUUCGCAAGUACCUAAGAUUAUGGCUUUAUCGUGCUUCGUUUCAUGUUGGAGGGUUCAUCUGCCCUACAACUGUGUAGCAAAGGACGAGGGAGAACAUCAACAUGAAUGAUGGCAAGGUGGAAAGGUCUUUGCUUGCUUGCAAUGUAGAGGUUUGUUGAAACAUCCUUUCCACCUCACCAGUAUGCAGGCAAUCAAUAUGAUGCUAACACUUGUAUUGCAACCAAAUCCUCCAGAAGCAACUUCUAAUAUGCAAGAGGUGUUUAUUCCCGAGGAUAUAGCAGCCAGGCAGCGAUAUUUGGACGAGCAUGAACUCGUGGCCCUGUUCGAUAAUAUGUUAGGAACUUAGUCAGAGAUUUAAGCGAAGGAUCAAUUUAGAGAUAUGCAUAGGUCGGCCCCUCCUUCACCAUGAAAAUGGACAAAGUACUCUGGGUGAAUCAUGUGCUGUUUUGCUCCUCCGUCUGCCAUUGGACUCCUUUGCUGCAUUGCUACCUCUCUUCCUCCUCCACCUUCUGCUACCACCCCCUCUCUCUCCUCUAAUACACUACGAGUUCCUAAUGCGUGAAAAGCCUAUAUUGCCGAAGGAAGCCUUGGCAAAUUAUCUUUUCAAGGCUUUCGAAUUUGAGCGGAUAGAGCAGGAUAGGUACAGUAGAUGUUUUUAGAAAUGGUGGGGAUACAAAUGAUGAAGACACGAAUCACUCUUGAAUCCUCAUAGAUAAUUUAGCUGAAGCAUCAGAGAGGCGCACAGGCACAGACACACUCACAUGUCAACUUCCCCAUACAUCACAGGAAGAACCGCCGUGGCCGCUUCGAAGCAGGGGAUAUGGAGUCGAAGAUAAAGAUUCCAAAGCCGCCUACGAAGGUCAUAGAGUACAAGCUAGAGGACGAACGCAAACGACAGGAGCAAAAGGACAGGAAAACGAUGAAAAUCGACCUUCUUCAUCAAGAGGAGCGGGAAAUCCUAGAAGCAGCGCAGGCGGAAGCUUAUGAGCAGGUUCAUAUUUUUGACACUGACUCCAUGCUAGAUUUUUCACCUUCAUUCUCGUUGAUACUUACUGAUAUGUGUCGUACUUUUUGAUGAAUCUAGCUCCUUCACCUUUCAAGGAACGACUUAAGAACUAGGUCAUUCUGGUGCUGUGAAGAUAUUAUGGGUAACUCAAAGGAAAAGGAAGUUAUGAUAUUUCUAUUUUGUUCUUGCGAUUUCAUAACAACGAGAGGCGAGCCGAAUAUAUGGAGGGACGGCCUUUGGGCAGUACAAAAGGUGGCGACAUCGUUGGGCGAUCGCUUUUUGACGGCAGCCGAGAGCAUCCGCAUCGCCAAGUAACGAUAAAUACUUCGGGUGCGGAAGGAGGGUGAGGCGGAAGGCUACGACUCGUGCUACCAAAGGCUUUCCCACAAUGUGCUAUCAUGUGUAUCUUCGAACGUCCCUUGCCCUACCUUUUUUCGGGAUUAUUUUCAUAUGGACCGACAUACUGACACUGAAUACUUGAACAUGAUGAAUCCUUUGCCCUUCGAUAACAAACUCGUAGUACAUAUUUUUGACCACACUCUCAUAGUUGUGGAUUUUGAUUUCGAACAGAAAUGCGCGUUUUGAGAUUUUGUCGCCCCUGUGCGCAGAAAGCGU